CCUCCCCGUCUCUCUCUCGCUUUUUCUGUCUUGUUUAUAUUUAUAUAUAUCCGCCCCUCCGAUUUCUUCGUUUCUCUCUCGGCCUCUGCUCGACAGACCCCCCUCCUCCCGUUCUGCGGCGGCCGCCGGCGAUCCCCGAUCGGCGACACUCAGGUUCAAAUUCUGUCCAUCAAUGUUGCACUGUAGCAGUAGACAAUCUUGCCUAUUUGUGUCUACUUGAUCAUUCGAGUGCCCUUACAGCUAACUUUUCUAGUUUAGCUGUACAUAUCUGACCAAAGAGGCCAACCUAGCAACAAUGUCAUCGCUUCAGUUACUGCAGCUAACAGAACGCGGGCGCAACCUUUUGUCUUCAAGAAGGAGAACACUUGCAGUUGUUUCUGGUGCACUACUUGCUGGCGGAACUUUAGCAUAUACCCAGUCAGGCCGAUGGAAUAAACAACAGAAAGAAAAUGCUUGCAGCGAUGGAAAUGCACAUACCGGGACUAAAGACAGAAAUGGUCAAAAUGGUAUUGAUGGUAAAUUGGUUAAACCAAGGAAAAAGAAAAGUGGAUUGAAGUCCUUACAUUUUCUGGCCGCCAUCUUACUUAAGAAGAUUGGUCCGAAUGGAUCAAAUUACCUUCUUGGCUUGAUAAUAACAGCAGUCUUGCGUACAGCUGUUGGCCACAGAUUAGCAAAAGUACAAGGGUAUUUGUUCAGAGCUGCAUUCCUUCGGCGAGUUCCAACCUUUACACAUCUGAUUAUUGAAAAUCUUCUUCUAUGCUUUCUCCAAUCCACAAUAUAUCAGACGUCAAAGUACUUGACAGGGUCAUUAGGCUUGCGCUUCAAGAAAAUUUUGACGGAUCUUGUCCAUGCUGAUUAUUUUGAGAACAUGGUGUACUACAAGAUCUCGCAUGUUGAUCAUCGGAUCUCAAACCCAGAGCAAAGAAUUGCAAGUGAUAUACCAAAGUUCUGCUCGGAACUAAGUGACCUUGUACAAGAUGAUCUGGCAGCAAUUGCAGAAGCGUUAAUAUAUAUCUGGCGCCUCUGCUCUUAUGCAAGUCCGAAAUAUGUAUUGUGGAUUCUGGCAUAUGUUAUAGGUGCUGGUGGUACAAUUAGAAAAUUUUCUCCUGCUUUUGGUAAGCUGAAGUCUAUGGAACAACAGCUAGAGGGGGAAUAUCGCCAGGUCCAUUCACGAUUGAGAACACAUGCCGAGAGUGUGGCAUUUUAUGGUGGUGAAAACAGAGAAGCAUCGCAUAUUAUGCAGCGGUUUGGGGCACUUGUUAAGCACUUGAAUGUUGUUCUCCAUGAAAACUGGUGGUUUGGCAUGAUUCAAGAUUUUCUUCUGAAGUAUCUUGGUGCCACUGUGGGAGUUAUCCUAAUUAUCGAACCUUUCUUUGCGGGGAAUCUUAGACCUGAAUCAUCCACCUUAGGACGGGCAGAGAUGUUGAGCAAUCUCCGAUACCACACCAGUGUGAUAAUAUCACUAUUUCAGUCUCUUGGGACCCUUUCUAUCAGUUCAAGGCGCUUAAAUAUUCUCAGUGGCUAUGCUAAUCGUAUUCAUGAGUUACUGGAGGUCUCCCGUGAGCUAUCUGGUGUUCGUGAUAGAUUGAUGACUCAAAAUUCUUCUGCUGCAAAUUAUAUCAGCGAGGCAAAUUAUAUAGAGUUUUCAGGUGUUAAGGUGGUGACACCCUCUGGGAAUGUUUUGGUUGAUGAUUUGACGCUCCGAUUGGAGUCAGGCUCUAACCUGUUGAUCACAGGCCCCAAUGGUAGUGGAAAAAGCUCCCUAUUCCGUGUUCUUGGUGGUCUGUGGCCGCUGGUAUCUGGUCAUAUUGUCAAACCUGGUGUUGGUUCUAAUCUCAACAAGGAAAUAUUUUAUGUGCCCCAGAGACCAUAUACAGCUGUUGGAACACUUCGUGACCAGUUGAUCUAUCCGCUUACAGCAGACCAGGAAACUGAACCACUCAACUAUAGUGGCAUGGUGGAUCUUCUAAAGAAUGUUGAUCUAGAAUACUUGCUAGAACGCUAUCCUCUUGAUAAGGAAGUUAACUGGGGUGAUGAAUUGUCUCUUGGCGAGCAGCAAAGAUUAGGAAUGGCUAGACUGUUCUAUCAUAAACCCAAGUUUGCUAUCCUGGAUGAAUGCACUAGUGCUGUGACAAUUGAUAUGGAAGAACGUUUCUGCAAAAGGGUUCGAGCAAUGGGCACAUCAUGCAUAACAAUAUCUCACCGUCCAGCAUUAGUUGCAUUUCAUGAAAUUGUUUUAUCCUUGGAUGGUGAAGGAGGGUGGAAUGUGCAGGACAACAGAAAUGGUUCAUCCUUCUCCCCUGAAGUAGAGGUUGAUGUGUUGAAGUCAUCAGAAACUGAUCGCAAAUCUGAUGCACUUACUGUUCAAAGGGCUUUUGUCACCAGCACAAAGGGCAAUGCAUCAUCAAAGCUCAAGAAGCAGUCCUAUUCAACAGAGGUGAUAGCAUCUUCCCCUAGUAUGGAGAUAGAACAUACAGUACAAGCACCUAUCGUAACACAAUUGAAAUGCUCUCCAAGACCUUUGCCUGUCAGAGUUGCUGCAAUGUCUCAAAUACUGGUUCCAAAGCUGUUUGAUAAACAAGGAGGGCAGCUACUUGCAGUGGCAGUACUAGUAUUUUCCCGUACUUGGAUUUCGGAUCGUAUAGCUUCACUGAAUGGAACAAGUGUCAAGUAUGUCUUGGAGCAGGACAAAGCUGCCUUCAUUCGUUUGACUGGCAUAAGUGUGCUGCAAAGUGCCGCAAAUUCUAUCGUGUCACCCUCACUAAGAAAUCUUACUUCAAGAAUUGCCCUUGGAUGGCGGAUUCGCAUGACCAACCAUCUACUUCAAUAUUAUUUGAAAAGAAAUGCUUUUUACAAGGUAUUCAACAUUUCGGGCAUGAAUAUGGAUGCAGACCAAAGAAUAACACAUGAUGUAGAGAAGUUGACCAAUGAUCUUGCUGGCUUGGUUACUGGAAUGGUGAAGCCACUAGUUGACAUUCUUUGGUUUACAUGGAGAAUGAAGCUUUUGUCUGGGCGAAGAGGAGUUGCUAUACUAUAUGCUUACAUGUUCCUAGGUCUUGGUUUUCUAAGAGCUGUGUCCCCUGACUUCGGUGAUCUUGCAAACCAAGAACAAGAACUUGAAGGCACAUUCAGAUUCAUGCACUCAAGAUUGCGGACACAUGCUGAGUCAAUAGCUUUCUUUGGUGGUGGAUCAAGGGAAAAAGCUAUGAUUGAUGCUAAAUUCACAACAUGGCUCAACCACUCAAAGGUUCUAUUGAGAAAAAAGUGGCUUUACGGUAUUUUUGAUGAUUUCGUGACGAAACAACUACCUCAUAAUGUGACAUGGGGGCUUAGUUUGUUAUAUGCUUUGGAGCACAAGGGAGACCGAGCUUUGACUUCAACCCAAGGAGAGCUGGCACAUGCCCUGCGGUUCUUGGCGUCUGUGGUGUCACAAAGCUUCAUAGCAUUUGGUGAUAUUCUUGAAUUGCACAAGAAGUUCCUUGAACUUUCUGGUGGUAUUAACAGAAUAUUUGAGCUUGAGGAGCUUCUUCAGGCAGCACAAAGCAAUCCUGCUGUGCCUUCUGAUGCUAUUAAGGCCGCCUCCGAAGAAAUCAUCUCCUUCCGUAAUGUGGAUAUUGUAACACCAUCACAGAAGCUAUUGGCUAGCCAAUUGUCUUGUGAUGUAUCUCAAGGAAAAAGCCUUCUUGUGACCGGUCCAAAUGGUAGUGGAAAGAGUUCCAUUUUUAGGGUGCUCCGAGGUUUGUGGCCCAUUGCUUCUGGUAGACUUACCAAGCCAUCCGAAGGAAUUUUUAAUGUCCCUCAACGUCCAUAUACUUGUCUUGGAACCUUGAGGGAUCAGAUCAUAUACCCUCUCUCACGGGAGGAGGCAGAGUUGAAGAUGCUUUCACACGAAACAAGUGACAAGUCUGCAGCUUCCAAGAUGUUGGAUGAUCACCUGAAGAUGAUUCUAGAGAAUGUUCGCUUGGUGUAUCUUCUAGAAAGAGAAGGUUGGGAUGCUACUCCUAACUGGGAAGAUAUCCUAUCCUUGGGGGAACAGCAGAGGCUGGGGAUGGCUCGUUUAUUCUUUCACUGUCCUAAAUACGGCAUCCUUGACGAGUGCACUAAUGCCACAAGUGUGGAUGUUGAGGAGCAUUUGUACAGGUUAGCAACCAACAUGGGCAUAACAGUCAUCACAUCCUCACAAGUAACCCCUCGCAGUUUAUAUCUUUCUAGUUCAUAUCUGAGAUAUGUUUGGGGGUUGAUGGAUGCUGAAGCUUUCUGGGCUUCGUCUCUUCGGCAGGGUCCUUCGGCGUGCAUCGGCUUCUUCGUUAACUCCGGCUCCGUUUACGAGUCCGGGGAGACCACCGGCGUGUCGUACAUGCUGGAGAAGAUGGCCUUCAAGGGCACCAACCACCGGAGGCACCGCAACCUCGUGCACGAGCUCGAGCUUGCUGGAGGCAAUGUCGGUGCCUCCUAUUCCAGGGAGCAGAUGGUCUACAGCUAUGACACGCUCAAGGGCUACAUGCCAGAGGCUAUUGAGAUACUCAUCGACUGCAUGCGCAACCCGCUCUUCCUCCAGGAAGAAGUCGAGCGCCAGUUGGUCCUUGCUCGAGAGGAAGUCCAGGACCUGCACAAGAAUCCUGAGAAGUUUCUUCAUGAACAGCUUAACCUUGUUGGAUUUUCAGGUGCACUUGCAAAUCCGCUAAUACCUCCUGAGGAUGCUCUUUCGAGAAUCAAUGACAAGAUUAUUCAAAAGUUUUAUCAUGAAAACUAUACCGCUGAUCGUGUGGUUCUAGCAGCAUCUGGUGUUGAUCAUGAACAAUUGCUAAACUAUGCUGAAUUUUUGUUGCGUGAUUGGCACAAGGGGUCACCUGUGGAAAAACCAAAGUCUACAUACGUGGGUGGUGAUUCCAGAUACAGAGCAGAUUCAGAUAUGACGCAUGUUGCAUUAGCUUUUGAAGUGCCAGGUGGCUGGCUUCAAGAAAGAGAUGCUACAAUUAUGACCAUCAUACAGACUUUAAUGGGUGGUGGUGGUUCAUUCUCCUCUGGCGGUCCUGGGAAAGGGAUGCAUUCACGGCUCUAUCUACGGGUCCUCAAUAAAUAUCAUGCUGUCCAAUCUUUUUCAGCAUUUAGUAAUGUAUAUGACAAUACUGGCCUCUUUGGCAUCUACUUGACCACGUCAUCAGAUUUUGUUGCAAAGGCUGUUGAUGUUGCAAUAAGUGAAUUGAUUGCUGUUGCAACACCUGGAGAAGUGACAGAGGUUGAACUGCAACGAGCGAAAAACUCAACAAUUUCAUCCGUAUUAAUGAAUCUCGAAUCCAGGGUAAUUGUUGCAGAAGAUAUUGGAAGGCAGCUGUUGACUUAUGGUUGCAGGAAGCCUAUUGAUUACUUCCUUCAGUGUAUGGAAGAAAUUACUCUAGAUGAUAUCACAACAUUUGCCAGGAAGAUGUUAUCUUCGCAACCCACAACGGUUAGCUGGGGAGAUGUUGACAAAGUUCCUCCGUACGAAUUUGUUUGCAAGCGGUUCCGGUAGUACCCCUACACAAUGAUCUCUGAUGGACUUGAAGAAUGCUCUGGUGGAGUUUUUUGUUUUGAUGUUGUACUGGACCCCUGGCUCAGAAACUGUUUUCUUUCAGAAGUGCAAAUCAUUGUAGUUAGGAUUUUAGCAGCUACGUUCAAUUGUAAUUGUCCAAACAGCACACACAGAUGAAAUGAGCUGAGGUUGACAGAAAUGGAAAUUUGUACAGUUCAUUUGCGGAAAUUAGUCAUUCCUCCA
Setaria italica (foxtail millet) is the source of this 5755-nucleotide messenger RNA. RefSeq names its product ABC transporter D family member 1. Bases 296 to 5512 code for a protein of 1738 amino acids. Gene Ontology annotation, biological process: fatty acid beta-oxidation; long-chain fatty acid import into peroxisome; very long-chain fatty acid catabolic process. The record is from RefSeq and is a predicted model, not a curated record. Gene Ontology annotation, molecular function: long-chain fatty acid transmembrane transporter activity; ATP binding; ABC-type transporter activity. Lineage: Eukaryota; Viridiplantae; Streptophyta; Magnoliopsida; Poales; Poaceae. The transcript has 37 exons. Gene Ontology annotation, cellular component: peroxisomal membrane.